AUGAAUGCCAUGCUGGAGACCCCCGAGCUCCCGGCCGUUUUUGACGGUGUGAAGCUGGCUGCGGUAGCCGCUGUACUGUACGUGAUCGUCCGGUGUUUGAAUCUGAAGAGCCCCACAGCCCCUCCUGAGCUCUACUUUCAGGACUCAGCACUCUCCCGCUUUCUACUCAAGUCCUGUCCGCUUCUGACCAAAGAAUACAUUCCACCGUUGAUCUGGGGGAAAAGUGGACACAUUCAGACAGCCUUGUAUGGGAAGAUGGGACGGGUGAGGUCGCCACACCCCUACGGGCAACGGAAGUUCAUCAUCAUGGCAGAUGGAGCCACUUCGACCUUCGACCUCUUUGAGCCAUUGGCCGAGCACUGUGUCGGAGAUGAUGUCACCAUGGUCAUCUGCCCCGGGAUUGCCAAUCACAGUGAAAAGCAGUACAUCCGCACCUUCGUCGACUAUGCCCAGAAGAAUGGCUAUCGGUGUGCCGUGCUGAACCACCUGGGUGCCCUGCCCAACAUUGAGCUGACCUCACCACGCAUGUUCACCUACGGCUGCACGUGGGAAUUCGGCGCCAUGGUGAACUACAUCAAGAAGACAUAUCCUGUGACCCAGCUGGUUGUCGUGGGCUUUAGCCUGGGAGGAAAUAUCGUGUGCAAAUACAUGGGGGAAACACAAGCAAACCAAGAAAGAGUCCUGUGCUGUGUCAGCGUGUGCCAGGGGUACAGUGCACUGAGGGCCCAAGAGACCUUCAUGCAGUGGGAUCAUUGCCGGAGGUUCUACAACUUCCUCAUGGCUGACAACAUGAAGAAAAUCAUCCUCUCCCACAGGCAAGCUCUUUUUGGAGACCAUGUUAAGAAGCCCCAGUUCCUGGAGGACACAGACCUGAGCCGGCUCUACACAGCCACAUCCCUGAUGCAGAUCGAUGACAACGUGAUGAGGAAGUUUCAUGGCUAUAAUUCCCUGAAGGAAUAUUACGAGGAAGAGAGCUGCAUGAGGUACCUGCACAGGAUUUAUGUGCCUCUCAUGCUGGUUAAUGCAGCUGAUGACCCCCUGGUGCAUGAAAGUCUUCUAACCAUUCCAAAAUCUCUUUCAGAGAAACGGGAGAAUGUCAUGUUCGUGCUGCCUCUGCACGGGGGCCACCUGGGCUUCUUCGAGGGCUCCGUGCUGUUUCCCGAGCCCCUGACGUGGAUGGAUAAGCUGGUGGUGGAGUACGCCGACGCCAUCUGCCAGUGGGAGCGGAACAAGUCACAGUGCUCUGACACGGAGCUAGUUGAGGCCGAGCAGGAGUGAGACACCCCCUGGACUGCGGUGCGAGCCAGCACCUCCUCUGGGACCCGCGUCCCCUCGCCAGCUCUUUCAGGUCCCCCUUCUCCCUCAGUAACCUGGAUCGGACCUCACACCAUCAGCAGGGGCCACCCAGCAGGCAUGCCUGUCUCGAGCUCUUUGCCAGGAGCCCCAGCUCUUUGCGUGCUUAGGUUACUGGUCUCCUCCAUUGCAUUGUUAGCCAUGGUGACAAGAGGCAGGGUUCUCACCCACCUGUCCAGGUUCAGCAAUUGAUUGCUUUGAAGCCAAUUAAGUCUAGUUUCCCUAUUAAAAAUUUGUCAGAACUGCAGUUUUGCUUUGCCAAUCAAAAGACUUUCCCCCUAGAACAGUGUGGGGUAUCUGUUAAGUUUUGUGGUGGUUGUACGUAUCCUCUCGUAG
This is a messenger RNA of Elephantulus edwardii (Cape elephant shrew), 1689 nucleotides long. It is a transcript of the gene ABHD2, whose product is annotated as abhydrolase domain containing 2. Gene Ontology annotation, biological process: medium-chain fatty acid catabolic process; acylglycerol catabolic process; medium-chain fatty acid biosynthetic process. Bases 1 to 1278 code for a protein of 425 amino acids. NCBI's taxonomy places the organism in Eukaryota, Metazoa, Chordata, Mammalia, Macroscelidea, Macroscelididae. Gene Ontology annotation, cellular component: sperm flagellum; sperm plasma membrane. The transcript is spliced from 9 exons. Gene Ontology annotation, molecular function: acetylesterase activity; monoacylglycerol lipase activity. The record is from RefSeq and is a predicted model, not a curated record.